Apis laboriosa (Himalayan honeybee) is the source of this 3134-nucleotide messenger RNA. RefSeq names its product zinc finger protein 665-like. Gene Ontology annotation, molecular function: RNA polymerase II transcription regulatory region sequence-specific DNA binding; DNA-binding transcription factor activity, RNA polymerase II-specific. Gene Ontology annotation, biological process: regulation of transcription by RNA polymerase II. The record is from RefSeq and is a predicted model, not a curated record. The transcript is spliced from 2 exons. Gene Ontology annotation, cellular component: nucleus. NCBI's taxonomy places the organism in Eukaryota, Metazoa, Arthropoda, Insecta, Hymenoptera, Apidae. The coding region runs from base 748 to 2460 and encodes 570 amino acids.
AUAAUUUUUAUCGGGUGUUAUUAUAGAUCUCGCAAUAAGUUUAUCUCUAAGCUUUUGUACUUGUACUAUCUGUCUAUGCUUUAAAUAAUCUUGUGCCAUUUUAAUCUACGUUCCGCUUCAAAGGAAUGCUAUAUAUAAAUCGAUCUAAGAUCUGAGAAACGUAAAGUGUAUGAUAGAUUAUAAUAACAGAACAAUGUAAUAUUUUAUGAAAAAUGUAAGAAUAAUUAAUAUUAACUGUGUUAGAAGACUGUAAGACAGUCUUGUAUGUAUAGACCGAAAUUCAUAAAACAUGACGAAUAUUUUCAAAAUAAUCUGUAUAUAAGUUUCAUUAUGUAAACGCGACUAUGUAACUAUUUUCAUAUUUAUUUAUCUCACCCAAUAAUUUUUUAGUAUAUUUCUACAAUUUUUCUUUUUUUUUUUUCUUUUUUUUUUAAUUUUAUACGAUCACCCUUACACUUUAAUUCGUUAAACAUUCUACAAACACUCGUACAAACUUCGAACACGAAGGCAGCAAUGAACAAAGGCAAUGUAAUUCCUUAAUUAAACAAGAUUAAUUUUAGUGCAGAUUAAAAAAAAAAAAGAACUCAUUCCAAACCUUCCACACCUCGCGUAUCUCACAAACACCACAAACUUCUAUUUAGACACAAUUGCAUAGACGACUUAGAUCAGCAGGAAGGUGUCUGCGGCAAGAGGAUCCUCACCACGGAUUCCUCCGGUCGGUUCAUCGUUGGCAAGGACUCGACGCCCAUGCAACUUUGGCAGCACGUCGAUUCCAAUGGUAAAUUGCACUAUUCGUUGAUGCCCGCGUCGAACGACGCCAAGAAGAAACCGGAAGAAGAGAACUUGGACGUUUCCCCCACUCUCGUUAAAAUGGAGGACGAGGAGCAACAGAGUAACAUUGGGAAUCGUUACGUGGACGAUUGCGUUCACUUGUGCGAGGUGGCCAUCGACUUUUACACUUGCGAUAAGUGCAGUAUGAAGUUCCCUGCGGAGAGCAUGUUGAACAGACACAAGAUCUCUCACAAAUUGAAUCUAUCCCGGCUUCGUGGAAAACGUUCGAGCAAUGGCCACAGGUUGAAAAGAACGUCGGGAAGGGAGUGUAAGAAAUCGUCGAGGAAACGAAGAUACGAUUGUACGUCGUGUGACUUUAGUUGUGGUAAGAGGUGUUCGUUAACUGUCCACGUGAGAAAGAAGCACGGGCUUGCUUCGGUCAAGGAAGAUUCGAGUAAAAUCUUGUGCGUGAUUUGCGAAAGAAAAUGUGACACUCGAUCUAUCCUGAAUAAACACAUGGAGGGGCACAGGGACGGGAAAACGAGUUAUUUCACGUGCAACAGUUGCAGUUUCUCGUGUAAAAGGAGCAGCACUAUAGUUUCUCACGUGGUGCAGAAUCAUCAGAAGUCGGAUAUCGGGGAAAGCAACUCGAGGAAGAGGUGCAGGGUGGUUAAGUGCAACGAUGAACCGAAGGAGGCGAAGGAGGAAUCGAAGGAAACGUGUUCAGAGAGAGAUAAAUAUGGUUCGAGCACCGCACCGUCCGAGUUCGAAUGCAAAAGCGAGCCUUCUGUCACCACUCGCGCGACCAAGAAACAGGUUAAGAAGCCUGUCGAGGAACAGUGCAAUCUCUGCGACUUCAAAUGUUCGAAAAAGAGCACUUUGUACUCGCACAAACGCCAACACAAAAUCAUGGAGAUCAGCGACGUGUACUCUUGCAACGAAUGCAUAUUCAAGACCAAUAAAAAGUCGUCUCUGUACUCGCAUAUAAAAAGGAAGCACAAGGUGGCGAAAUCGUGCGCGUCCGAUGGCCAGCCGCAAUUAUUCUACUGCAACCAAUGCGACUACAAGAACAAGAACAAAUAUGAAUUAAAAGUCCACGUGGCCAGAAAGCAUACGGAUGAUUUCAAGUUCUCGUGCGAGACUUGUGGCAAGAAAUUCAAAGUGAAAGGUGAUCUGACUAACCACAUACGUUUCAGCCAUAAGGAACAACCGGUUAUCUGCGAUGUUUGCGGGAAAACGUGUCUGAACAGCAACUCUUUGUACGUGCACCAGAAAUUCGCCCAUUACAAGGCUAAAUACGAGUGCCAGGUGUGCAAGAGGCGGAUGGUCACUCAGGAAAACUUGAACGAACACAUGAUUAGGCAGCACGAGAAGAGGGAGAACGUGGUUUGCGAGGAGUGCGGGAAAACCUUCUCCAGGAACAGCAGAUUGAAAGUUCACAUGAGGAUCCAUACCGGCGAUAAACCGUACACCUGCACUAUAUGCAACAAAUCGUUCGCGCGUAGAACAGCGUUGAAACAACAUUUGUUAAUUCAUACUGGGAUCAGGCCUUAUGUCUGUGACAUAUGCGGUAAGGCGUUCACACAGAAACCUGGAUUGAUCAGCCACAGGAAGUCGCAUCCCGGCUCGCAUCCUCCACUUCCUAGGGUGUUGAUCGAUCAUAUACUGAACGAAGUAAUGAACAAUUGAGAUUGUUCAAAAAUAAUUAAAGUGAUCGUUCAAUACCGUGAAUGGAAAUGAUGAACGUUGUCUUGUGCAAUUAGUGUUUUUUUUUUUUUUUUUGAUUUGUCUUAUUGUUAGCGGACUAUGUAAAGGAUUAAGAUACUUUCAAGAUAUUAAAAUAGGGAUAUACAGAUUAUCGUCUGUGUUAUUUUUACAGUUUAUUAGCUUUAUUAAAACCUCGCUAUGGAGAUUUACAAUUUUAUGUAUAAAGGGUUACUUUGUAUAAGUAUCAUUAUAAUGUACUGUAUGUUGCUGAGAAUGUAGAAGAGAUGAGAAAAGAAAUAUUUAAUUUUUCGUUUAAUUAUGAGUUAAUACUUUGAUUUUGUUUUUUGCUUCAACUAUCAUCUUUCUUUAUCUAACGAUUAUUAUCUAUUAAGCCAACAAUCUGAAUUUCAUCUCUCAGAUUUUCUCUCAGUGACAUAGAGUGGCACUUUGAAAGCAUUGAAAUGAAUUGUUUAAAUCUUAAAAUUGCAUAUCUUAAAUUAUUUAUAAAAGUAUAUAUAUGAUUCUCUUGUUUCCGUUCUACGUUAGAAUUGUUAUUGAACAAUUUCGCUCAUUUAUAACACUCCAGAUGUAUAUAACUGUCUGUAAAACGCAUUACAAGAUCUUUUUUAUGUAAUAUAUCCAACAUUGAAUUGAAA